AUGUGGCAAUGGAUAGUGACAGAAAGACCUCCACAAGAGCACUAUCCUUUUCGUUCCUCUCUCUCCGCUCCCAACAUCGUCCCUAACAGAGUGACCUUAUCGGACCAGUCAGUGUACGAGGCGACAGUGGUGGGAGCGGAUCCCAACAAGGACGUGGCAGUGCUGCACAUUGAUGCGCCCCCUGAGAAGCUAAGACCGCUGCCUGUAGGCUCCUCCUCGGACCUGCUGGUCGGCCAGAAGGUCUUCGCCAUCGGCAACCCCUUCGGACUGGACCACACACUCACAACAGGAGUCAUCAGUGGAUUGCAGCGUGAAAUAACGUCAGUAACGCGGCGGCCCAUUCAGGACGUGAUUCAGACUGAUGCUGCCAUCAACCCUGGCAACAGCGGAGGGCCUCUCCUCGACUCCAGCGGCACCCUCAUCGGCAUCAACACCGCUAUUUAUUCGCCAUCUGGCGCAUCCUCAGGCGUUGGAUUCGCUAUCCCUGUAGACACAGUGAGUGGCAUCGUGGAGCAGAUCAUAGAGUACGGGCAGGUCACACGGCCGGCGCUCAACCUGGCCUUUGCACCGGAGCAGCUGGUGGAUCAGCUCGGCAUCUCGGGGGUGCUCGUGCUGGAAGUCAACCCCAACGGCGCCGCUGCCAAGGCUGGCCUGCGCCCAACGUCACGAGACAGCUUUGGGCGGCUAAUGCUGGGGGACAUCAUCACAGCUAUUGACGGCAAGCCCAUCUACUCCGGCUCGGACCUCUACAAGAUCCUCGACAAGUGCCAAGUUGGCCAGACCGUUGAUGUACAGCUGCUGAGAGGAAACGAGGAAGUUGUUGUGCCCAUCACUCUGGACGGGCUCAGCGGCGUGCUGUACGUGUUCUGCAUGGAGGAGCCCACGUGGCUGGCGGCGUGCUUCCGCGAGUACAAGGGCGAGGUGCUGCGCUUCGACCGCUCGUGGCGCCAGACCGUUCUCAAUAAGCUGUCGGAGGAGAAGGGAGUGGAGCGCCGUGAUCUCAAGGAACCGCUUCAUUUCAAAGACUUCCAGUCCAUGUUUCUGUACCGGCGGUGGUACCGCUGUCACGUGAAGCUGGAAGCGUUCGAGGGCGACACGGGCCACUGGUGGCUGGAGGUGUACCCGCUGCUGCGCCCGGAGGACAAGCCCAUGGAGGUCAUGCAACGCCCAGGCGAGACCAUCUACGUGCCGUCAGGGUGGUGGCACAGCGUGCUCAACCUCGACCUCACCGUCGCCGUCACGCAGAACUUCGCCUCUUCUGCCAACUUUGACUGUGUGUGCCUCGACAUGGUGCCUGGACGGCACAGAGGCGUGGCGCGCGCUGGGAGACUGGCGAUCGAGGCCGGGGAGAAGUGGGACGAGCGACUCAAGGCCAUGUAUGGGGAGGGCGAGGAGGAGGAGGAUGAGGAUGAGUGGGAGGAGGUGGAGGAAGGCGAGGAGGUGGAAGGGAGUGAGGAGGGGGAAGAGGAGGGGGGGGAAGGGGAGAGCGAGGGGGAGGAGGGGGAGGGGGGCACGUGGAAUGGCAUGCAGGGGCGGCUGUCAGCGUUGGCAGCGCAGCAGUUUCUGAGCGAGGGGGGCAACGAGGGGUGGUCCAUGCCUGAGAUCCGUAUCCUGCUGCGCUCGCUCUGGCCCGCCCAGCCCCAACUUCAGGAGCGCAUUUGGAAGAACGCGUGUCUGUGCAUGGAUGCUGCCACGUGGCACAGGCGUGUGGUCACAGUGUGCCAGGCACACGGCCUGCCCGCCCCCAAGGGCCUGGACGCCCUCCCCCUGGGCUCCGGAUCCAAUGCUGUGAGCCCACCCACUCCCCCUCUCUCUCGCCUCCUCCCUUCUCACUCACCUCUCUCUCCCUUCCCGCUCUCCCUUGUGCUUGCUCGCCCGCUCUCACAUUCCUCGCAUCACCUCCCCCCCGCUCCCCCCUCGGUGCAGGUGUACAUGGUGGGGCAGCACGUGGUGAAGCUGUAUCUGCCCAUGGGCUCUCACGAUGAGUCCGCCGCCACCUUCCUCGCCAAGGAGCUGGCGUUCUACCGCGAGCUCCACGCGUGCCAGUCGCCCCUGCUGCCCUGCAUUCCGCCCCUCGUGGCCUCGGGCCUGCUCUUCUCAUCCGGGGUUGUGGACAGCAGCGAGGAGGAGGAGACGGCGACGGGGCGGGGAGGGAGGGACGGGGCGGGGGCAAAGAAUGACGUGCAGGCGAAUGGAGUGGAGAGCAAUGGGCGGAGCGCAGAGGCCGAGGGGGGAGAGGCUGGGGCGGAAGGGGCGGAAGGGGAGAAGCAGCAGGAGGGGUAUCCGUUUGAGGUGAGUGUGGCGCCACAGGAGGAGCAGUUGGUGGCUGCAGAGUGGGACGGGCUGACAGAGCACCGGCCUGUGAACCCCUUCGAGGACACACAGGGGGCUGUGGCGCGAGGGCGAGUGGGGAAGAAGGGGAAGAGCGGCAAGGGGAAGGAGGAGGGGAGGGAUAGGCGGACCCCGGCGUAUCGACGGCGCGCCAAGAAGAAGGCUGAGGAGAGGCGGCGGCGGAGGGAGCUGGCUAAAGGGAAGAAGGGCAAGGACGGUGGGGUGGGGGUUGGGAAGGGAGAGAAGGGGGAAGCAGAGCAAGGGGAAGGAGAGGAAUACGAUGAGGAUGAGGAGGAGGAAGAGGGGGAGGAGGAGGAGGGAGUGUGGCCGUACAUCAUCACAGGGCGCUGCCCUGGGUGGCAACUGGAUGCUGUUGCGGAUCUAGCAACACCAGCAGACAGGCAGGCUCUGGCGGACUUCUUUGCGGCGUGCCUCUCGCACCUGCACUCGCUGCCGCUGCCCGCCUCCCCGCUCUCCCCGCCGCCCCGCAAGGCCAAGAGGAAGAGCAAGGAGGAGAAGACAGGGGCGCAGGGCGCAGCAGGGGAGGCGGUUCAAGCGAAUGGGACUGCAAAGGAGGGGGUGGGGAACGGGGCGGUGGAGAGUGGUGGGAAGGAGGAGGAGCAGGAGGAGGAGGUGGUGGUGAGUGAGGAGUGGAGGCCGUUUGCAGAGAUGAUGCGCGAGCACAGCAAGUACAUCAAGGAGCGACUCGAAGACAUCGCCCUCCAUGCGUCUCACCCACCUCUCUCCCUUGCUGCACCCCUCUCACACCACAGGGGCAGCCUCCCCCCACACCUGGUGAAGCAGGCAGUGGCGUAUCUGCCCAAGGACCCCGCACUGCUCUUCCAAGGCCUUGUCAGUCCCCUCCCCCUCCUGCCACACCCGCUUCCCCCUUCUCUCUGUUACAUCAUGAGCGACAAUGUGCUGCUGGCUGCCGCCUCGCCCGCUGCCACGCCCGUCAUCGAGGAGUUUGUUGCGCGCGGCAAGGACAGCGCGGGGAAGAGCAACGGGGAGAAGCCAGGCGCAGGCGAGGGGGGUGGAGAGAAGGAGGUGGCAGAGGAGGGGGAGCGGGUGCUGCAGCCGUCUUCCAUCAUCGACUUUGGCACCCUCAUUCUCGGUGACCCGCUGUACGAUCUGGUGAUGGUGCAUGUGAGUGCACAGCGCUGCAACAAGGCCGACCUCGCCAGGCUGCUCGCCACCUACAAGCCGCCACGCCCAAACGAUGUGCUCAGUCGUGUGUUCCGCUAUCGCAAGGAGCUCUCUGACGUGAAGACCUUGGAGGAAAUCGCCACUGCAGUGUGGGGCCAGCUGGAUGAGUUGGUUUAA
This is a messenger RNA of Closterium sp. Naga37s-1, 3654 nucleotides long. The record is from the annotation of a GenBank genome assembly. NCBI's taxonomy places the organism in Eukaryota, Viridiplantae, Streptophyta, Zygnematophyceae, Desmidiales, Closteriaceae.